This is a messenger RNA of Ambispora gerdemannii, 441 nucleotides long. NCBI's taxonomy places the organism in Eukaryota, Fungi, Glomeromycota, Glomeromycetes, Archaeosporales, Ambisporaceae. The record is from the annotation of a GenBank genome assembly.
CAAAUUACUGUUUAUGCAAACUUCGCAAAGUUCACUCAGCAAUAGACCGAUUAUAUUCAGAAAGGAAAGUGAACGCGAGAGCUUUGAAGUUCUCCAAACUCAUCGAAUAAUUGAUGGUCGCGUUUUUCAAAUGGAUAACCAACGCUAUCUCAUGCCUUGUGAUGCUCCGGAGAAAAAGCGUCUUCAUAUGCAACAUUAUUUAUUUAAAGAAAUAUGGAAUGGUAACUUCUCGUCUCCGAUACAUGAAAAGUUAAAGCAAGGAGGAAUGCGUGUCCUUGAUUCUGGCUGCGGAAUGGGUAUUUGGACUCUCGACAUGGCUAAUGAAUAUCCUGCAUCGACAUUUGUGGGUGUUGAUGUAGUUGAAAUAUCACCAAUCAAUACACGACCUCCAAAUGCUGAGUUUCUUCAAUUCAAUUUAUUAAAUGGAGUAUUAUUUCCAAA